CCCGCCGGCCGGGGUGCGCGGGCGGCGGGGCGGCCCGCGGGCCAUGCGUUCGGCGCGGCCCAGCCCGGCCGGCCGGGGGCGGCGCCCCGAGCCCGGGCCCCGCGCGGCCCGCGCCCCCGGCCCCCGCUGAGCCCCAGGGGCCCCCCACCGUGGCCGAGGCCAUGUUCCCCGUGUUCCCUUGCACGCUGCUGGCCCCCCCCUUCCCCGUGCUGGGCCUGGACUCCCGGGGGGUGGGCGGCCUCAUGAACUCCUUCCCGCCACCUCAGGGUCACGCCCAGAACCCCCUGCAGGUCGGGGCUGAGCUCCAGUCCCGCUUCUUUGCCUCCCAGGGCUGCGCCCAGAGUCCAUUCCAGGCCGCGCCGGCGCCCCCCCCCACGCCCCAGGCCCCGGCGGCCGAGCCCCUCCAGGUGGACUUGCUCCCGGUUCUCGCCGCCGCCCAAGAGUCGGCCGCCGCCGCCGCGGCCGCCGCUGCCGCCGCCGCCGCCGUGGUGACGGCGCCCCCGGCCCCGGCCGCCGCGUCCACUGUGGACACUGCGGCCCUGAAGCAGCCCCCGGCGCCCCCGCCGCCGCCCCCGGCCGUGUCGGCGCCCGCCGCCGAGGCCGCGCCCCCCGCCGCCGCCGCCACCAUCGCCGCCGCGGCCACCGCCGUCGUCGCCCCGACCUCGACGGUCGCCGUGGCCCCGGUCGCGUCCGCCUUGGAGAAGAAGACAAAGAGCAAGGGGCCCUACAUUUGCGCUCUGUGCGCCAAGGAGUUCAAGAACGGCUACAACCUCCGCAGGCACGAGGCCAUCCACACGGGGGCCAAGGCCGGCCGCGUCUCCUCUGGGGCCAUGAAGAUGCCCACCAUGGUGCCCCUGAGCCUCCUGAGCGUGCCCCAGCUGAGCGGAGCCGGCGGGGGAGGGGGAGAAGCGGGGGCCGGCGGCGGCGCGGCCGCGGUGGCCGGCGGCGGCGUGGUGACCACCACGGCCUCGGGCAAGCGCAUCCGCAAGAACCACGCGUGCGAGAUGUGCGGCAAGGCCUUCCGCGACGUCUACCACCUGAACCGACACAAGCUGUCGCACUCGGACGAGAAGCCCUACCAGUGCCCGGUGUGCCAGCAGCGCUUCAAGCGCAAGGACCGCAUGAGCUACCACGUGCGCUCACAUGACGGCGCUGUGCACAAGCCCUACAACUGCUCCCACUGUGGCAAGAGCUUCUCCCGGCCGGAUCACCUCAACAGUCACGUCAGACAAGUGCACUCCACAGAACGGCCCUUCAAAUGUGAGAAAUGUGAGGCAGCUUUUGCUACGAAGGACCGACUGCGGGCGCACACAGUACGACACGAGGAAAAGGUGCCAUGUCACGUGUGUGGCAAGAUGCUGAGCUCGGCUUAUAUUUCGGACCAUAUGAAGGUGCACAGCCAGGGCCCUCACCAUGUCUGUGAGCUCUGCAACAAAGGUACCGGCGAGGUUUGUCCAAUGGCAGCAGCAGCAGCGGCGGCAGCGGCGGCAGCAGCAGCAGUGGCAGCCCCUCCCACAGCUGUGGGUUCCCUCCCGGGGGCUGAGGGGGUGCCCGUGAGCUCCCAGCCACUUCCCUCCCAGCCCUGGUGAGCCCUAGGUUGGUGGGCGGGAGGGGAGAGUGGAGGAAUGUGCUUUGGCACAGUCUCCUCUCAGCCCUCUGCCCACCAACUCCUCACUGCGUCCCCACCCACCCGGGAGCCUCCUGCAGGAAGGAGGAAGGCGCGUUUUCUUAGGGGAUUGGCUAGGUUUUCACCAUUUGUCUCCUGCUCCUCUCCCCCUUGCCCCAGAGAUGACCCUACACUCACCUGUGCCCUUGGUUUGAAGCCCCCCUGGACCACGGGCAGGGAUGGCAGAGGACAGGAGCAGCCACUGCCCUUCCCCCUCUCCUCUCUGUCACUCCUGCCCGGCCCUCCCAGGGGCUGCGAGUCUCUCCUGUCACAGCCCUCACUCCUCCUUCCGGUCCUCUCCCUCACUACUGUCUGCUGCCCCUCCCUGGGGAGUUGGUGCUUUCUUUUUGUUUUUGUUUCGUUUUGUUUUUCUUUCUUCCUUUUCUUUUUUUCUUCAGGGGGAGGGAGGAGAGGAAGGAGGGAAUCAAAAAUUCUGUCCUGAGAAGGGAAAGGUGAGAUUUGAGAAGGGACAGACAGGAAAGGUAGAGGUGGUACUUGCUGAGUGUUGAGGGGAGGUUAGGGGAGCAGGAGGAGGAGCUGCCAGGGCCAGAAGUAGAACAGGAGGGGGCAUCGAGGGGGCCAGGGUAAAUGAGAGGGUCCAGGACUAGAGGUGCUUCCUGGGUGGGGGGAAUGCAGCCACAGGGUCUCCCCCCUUCCCUCUCCACCCCAGCUCCAGCCCUGGUCUGGUCUCUUAUCCCUCUCCCCCACGACAGAGCUAUGGCCCUGGCCGUGUCAUCGUGUUCCUGUGUCCCCUGCAUGUCCCCCACCCUCCACCCCCUCCUUUUGCGCGGACCCCAUUAUAAUAAAUUUUAAAUAAAAACCUG
Ochotona curzoniae (black-lipped pika) is the source of this 2490-nucleotide messenger RNA. It is a transcript of the gene MAZ, whose product is annotated as MYC associated zinc finger protein. Gene Ontology annotation, biological process: regulation of transcription by RNA polymerase II. The transcript has 5 exons. Lineage: Eukaryota; Metazoa; Chordata; Mammalia; Lagomorpha; Ochotonidae. Gene Ontology annotation, molecular function: RNA polymerase II cis-regulatory region sequence-specific DNA binding; DNA-binding transcription activator activity, RNA polymerase II-specific. Gene Ontology annotation, cellular component: nucleus. Bases 162 to 1589 code for a protein of 475 amino acids. The record is from RefSeq and is a predicted model, not a curated record.